UUCUGAAAUGUCAAACAAUUUGUGUCAAAUAAAAAAUACUAUAAAACUCUUGCACUUCUUCAACUUUAACGAUUUUGUAUAAAAACUAUUUUUAUUUCCCCCACAUUUAAUAAAAUAAAUAUGAUAUAAAUGAAGAAACCAAUGGAAGCAACUGGAGACCAACUAAUCUUAGCCACUGGUGGCUAUGACCACACAAUAAGGCUCUGGCAAGCCCACACUGGCAAUUGUAUUCGCACCAUACAAUUCCACGAAUCAUCGCAAGUAAAUGCCUUGGAGUUUUCUCCAGACAAAAGCAUGGUCGCCGCAUGCGGCUAUCAAUGUGUCCGAAUGUAUGACAUGGAUUCCAAUUUCAACAAUCCCCUAAUAUCAUUUGAUGGUGCACAGAAAAAUGUCACUCGUCUUGGUUUCCAAGAAGACUUCAAAUGGAUGUACACUGCCGGAGAAGAUUGUCGGGUGCGAAUUUGGGACAUGGAUAUGUCUUUUGGAUUCAGCACACCGGCAUGCUCACGAGUCUUUGACUGUCAAGCGCCUAUAAAUGCCGCAUGUUUGCAUCCAAAUCAAGUAGAAAUUGCCGUAGGCUCACAAAAUGGUGGGGUCUUUCUGUGGGAUGUUAAAUCUGAAAACCACGAUCAAUUAGUUCCCGAAGUCGAUGCUUCCAUUCAAGACAUUGCAAUCAGUCCCAAUGGAAUGUAUCUGGCAGCUGUCAAUAACAAAGGCAAUUGUUAUAUUUGGACUUUAUCCUCGUCGAGUAAUCAAAAACUCAGUACAUUACAAGCUAAACAAAAGAUCUACGCACACAAACGUUAUGUGUUGCGUUGUAAGUUUAGUCCAGAUUCGAGUUUACUUGUGACCACAUCAGGAGAUGGAACAGCUCGUAUUUGGAAGACGGACGAUUUUGAAAUGUGGCAAGAACUAUCGAUUGACAACUAUUGGAUAUGGGAUGCAGAAUUUAGCGCUGAUUCCAAGUAUCUAUUCACUGCCUCGUCCGAUGGUAUUGCCCGCCUAUGGAAACUAGAAACCAAAAAUGCCGAACGCAAAUAUAUUGGGCAUACUAAAGCCAUUACGGCACUAUCAUUUAAAGAUGAAAUCAUUUCCGAGUAGUAGACGAGGUGUUUGGUAGUAGGUAGUAGUUGUCGGCGAUAGAACUCAUAACAAAAUAAUAGUCAUUCAAUAAAAUGUUUUGUAU
Episyrphus balteatus (marmalade hoverfly) is the source of this 1186-nucleotide messenger RNA. RefSeq names its product protein LST8 homolog (gene Lst8). The transcript has 2 exons. Gene Ontology annotation, cellular component: TORC1 complex; TORC2 complex. The record is from RefSeq and is a predicted model, not a curated record. The coding region runs from base 130 to 1101 and encodes 323 amino acids. Gene Ontology annotation, biological process: TOR signaling; regulation of actin cytoskeleton organization. Gene Ontology annotation, molecular function: protein binding. Lineage: Eukaryota; Metazoa; Arthropoda; Insecta; Diptera; Syrphidae.